Molecule: messenger RNA, 630 nt
Organism: Fonsecaea monophora
Lineage: Eukaryota; Fungi; Ascomycota; Eurotiomycetes; Chaetothyriales; Herpotrichiellaceae
Exons: 2
Coding region: 1-630 (209 amino acids)
Biological process (GO): mRNA splicing, via spliceosome
Cellular component (GO): spliceosomal complex; U2AF complex
Molecular function (GO): pre-mRNA 3'-splice site binding; metal ion binding
Source: RefSeq, a predicted model, not a curated record
AUGGCAAACUAUCUCGCUUCCAUCUUUGGAACAGAACAAGACAAAGUCAACUGCUCCUUCUACUACAAAAUCGGCGCUUGUCGACACGGCGACCGCUGCUCGCGCAAGCAUGUCAAACCUUCAUACUCGCAGACGAUCCUUCUUCCCAAUCUUUACCAAAAUCCGGCCUACGACCCCAAGAACAAGAUGAACGCCUCCCAGCUGCAGAAUCACUUUGAUGCCUUCUACGAAGACUUUUGGUGCGAAAUGUGCAAGUACGGCGAGGUUGAGGAGGUGGUUGUCUGUGAUAACAAUAAUGACCACUUGAUCGGCAACGUGUAUGCACGGUUCAAAUAUGAAGACUCGGCACAAGCGGCCUGCGACGCCCUCAACAGCAGGUGGUACGCAGCGCGACCGAUCUACUGCGAGCUGUCACCAGUCACAGAUUUCCGGGAAGCAUGUUGCAGGUUGAAUUCUGGCGAGGGGUGCGUCAGGGGUGGCUUCUGCAAUUUCAUCCACAGAAAAGAACCGAGCCCUGAGCUGGAGAGAGAACUGGAGCUCAGUACGAAAAAGUGGCUGAAGAUGAGGGGCCGCGAUGAGAGAAGUGUGACGAGGAGCCCAAGUCCAGAGCCAACAAGGAAGAGAUAUUGA